Molecule: messenger RNA, 1470 nt
Organism: Rodentolepis nana
Lineage: Eukaryota; Metazoa; Platyhelminthes; Cestoda; Cyclophyllidea; Hymenolepididae
Source: the annotation of a GenBank genome assembly
AUGGCCAAUAUAGUAACGCAAAUGUCAACCCCAUUUUGGGUGCCAGUGCUUUUAGCGAAGGGCCAAAUUAAGUCGAUAUUUCCUCUACACGAUAGAGAAGCGCUGGCGGAGCUUCAACACUCUUGGGUGCGAGGACUAACUCAUAGACAGCCGUUGGAUACUGUGGCUGAGUACUUUGGAGUGAAAAUUGCUCUCUACUUUGCUUGGCUCGGGUAUUACACAACUUGCCUUCUGGCACCAGCGAUUGUCGGUCUCUUCACCUGGCUCAUUUUUCCUACCGCUAAGCAAGGCCCACUGUACUACUCCGUUCUUGCCUUUUUCACAAUGCUUUGGGCAGUAUUUUUCCAGGAGGCGUGGAAAAGGUACAACAAUCGCUACACAUACCGCUGGGGCACACUGGAUAAACUACCCAGUUUACUUGAGGAGCCUCGACCCCUAUUCAAGGGGGUUCUUGAACCGAAUCUAAUCACUGGACGUCUGGAGCCUUUCUAUCCUCGAUGGAAAAGAAAUCUUAUUGUCUCUUUCGUCACUAUCCCGAUUACCCUCGUUUGUCUUCUCGUUGUUGUUGGCGUGGCGGUGGGUCACUUGAAAUUGCAGGAGCUUGCCGAAGACAAAUUCUCCAAGUCGCGUAUACCUGGAGCAAAGAUGAUAACUCUUUUACCUAUGAUUCUCUACGCUGUAAACAUUGCUAUUCUCAAUGAAUUCUAUCAAAAAAUAGCCGUUAAACUCACUAAUUUGGAGAAUCAUCGACUCACCGAAUCUCAUGAACAGGCUCUGGUUUCCAAACUUAUCCUUUUUCAAUUUAUUAACGCCUUCUAUGCCUCCUUUUACAUCGCUUUCUACCGAAUGGAUCUCGAACUUCUUCGAAAUCACCUUGUUACAAUGUUGGUAACGCGACAAAUAGCAGGCAACAUUAAGGAGAUCUUCCUGCCGAUGGGACAGACACGUAUUAAGCAAGUUCUCUUAACCCUCCGAACUGACGGUUUGCCAACUCUUAAGAAAGAUGACUCCCUUUCGACAGACUUUAAUGGAGAGGAAUCUGAAACCGUGGGGCCAAAUCCACCAGCUCGAAAGUUAUCAGAAGUUAAAAUUACUCGAGUUGAACAGGAGGAGAUUAUGCCCGUGUAUGACAAUGCGACUGAAGAUUACCUCGAAAUGUUUAUUCAGUUCGGUUUCGUCAGCAUGUUCACUUGUGCCUUUCCAGUUUGUGGUUUACUUGCCUUCCUGAAUAAUAUUCUGGAAAUUCGUAGUGAUGCAUAUAAGUUGCUCACUAGUUUUCGAAGACCGUUUGCUGAAACAGCUAAUGGAAUUGGAGUUUGGGAGCAAGCAUUCGAGAUUGUCAGCUACGUGGCAAUCGCCGUUAAUGUUGGGCUGAUUGGAGUUUCAGGAGGCAUUCAAGCAAUCUUUCCUGGACUUACUUCCUAUCAAAACAUUCUCAUUCUUAUUGCCAUUGAAGCUGAUGAGAAAUAA